This is a messenger RNA of Iphiclides podalirius (scarce swallowtail), 495 nucleotides long. NCBI's taxonomy places the organism in Eukaryota, Metazoa, Arthropoda, Insecta, Lepidoptera, Papilionidae. The record is from the annotation of a GenBank genome assembly.
AUGGACGUCUUGUGGCUGAUGAUAAUGAUAGAGUAUAAUGUAGUGGCUGUGGCAGGGACGCGCAGCAGUCUUCGCUGUUGCACGAAUGGGCAGGUCCGUUCGAGGAAGUACCACGACCCCACAAACGACCAGCGUGUAGUGGAAGAGUUAUGCGUGUCGAGGCUCACUUUGUUGAAAGUAAAGGAUCCACCAUUAAUCCAGGAGCAUAUGAAACCUCCGACGUCAGCUGACGCUGGCCGAAAACCGAUCGAGGAAAAAAAAAGUCGCUGUCGAAGUUGUCACAAAAAAAGACAAAUCACGCGAAAACAUAGUUCGGCGAGUCAAUGUGGGCGCACCCUUAUCAACUGGCGGCCGCGGCGGCGCCUCGGCCUAAUUUUCCUCCGGCAAAAAACCACCCCCCCACCCCACAAGAGGACAAAAACCCUCCCGAGUGACGCAAAGCAGCCCGCGAAGAAGGCACCGUCAUCUGAAUCACCACUGUUAGCGCUUCGACGA